Molecule: messenger RNA, 2320 nt
Organism: Dunckerocampus dactyliophorus (ringed pipefish)
Lineage: Eukaryota; Metazoa; Chordata; Actinopteri; Syngnathiformes; Syngnathidae
Product: claudin domain-containing protein 1-like
Exons: 4
Coding region: 183-944 (253 amino acids)
Cellular component (GO): membrane
Source: RefSeq, a predicted model, not a curated record
UUUUAGAACCGUUUAGACGUGUUGUGUACGUGUGUGUACCACCAUCUGUGGACGAAGAAGUGGGACAAGGGGAGGCAGAUGGCAAUGGUGGCCGGGCUUCGGUGCUGCUUGCUCGGACACAAUCAGUGAUGAAUUAGUGCGUCAUCGCGGAGGGAUAUUUGUGUAUUUUAAAGGAACUAACAAUGGUUGACAACCGCUACGCCACCGCUCUGGUGAUCGCCUGCGUGCUCAGCAUCCUCGCUACCGUCUACCUCUCCGUGGCCGUGGGCACACAACACUGGUACGCGUACAGCAGCCCCACGAUACGUGAGGAGGCCAACGUGACCGAGCUACGGUCCCUCUACGAGGAGUUCGCCAUGGAAGGAGAGCUGGACGAGAAGACGUACAGCGACACCUUGUUUAGGCUCAACGGCACCGUGGGCCUGUGGUGGCGCUGUGUGCUCGUUCCAGACAGCCCUCACUGGUACAAGGAUGCAGGUGCCAAGAUGUUGUUGGAGUGCAGGAGCUUCACCGUGCAGCAACAGCUCACUCCAAAAUACAAGGAACCCGGCAACCACAACAGUGGAGAGGACUUGCUGCGAACAUACUUGUGGAGAUUCCAGUUCCUUCUCCCGCUUGUUUCUCUGGGAUUAGAAGUCUUGGCAGGCCUGAUCGGAUUCUUCGCCUGCCUUUGCCGAAGUCUCGCCCCGACACUCGCCAUCGGUGUACUUCACCUGCUAACAGGUCUUUGCUCCUUAGCCACAGUGUGUUGCUACUUAGCCGGGAUGGACCUCCUGCACAGGGUCUCAGUUCUCCCCGACAAGGUGGAUGGCUCGCUGGGUUGGUCCCUGUACUUGGCACUCAUGUCCUCGCCGCUCCACAUGAUGGCCGCCGCGCUGCUUGUGUGGGCGGCGCGCAGCCACAGUCGCAACUACUACCGCAUGAGCGCCUACCGAGUGGCCUAAAGCCCCCACCCACCCCCAAGCUGACAUGAUUGAUUUAUGACGCUACAGAGAGGAUGUGGGUUAAUCCAGGACCUGACGGAUUAUCAUGCAUCUCUUCAGGGAUCAGGGAAAACCCACUGGACGUAACAUUAGGGGCACUAGAAACAUUCUUUUUGUCAAUAAUAGCUGGGAUUUUAAUCACAAUAGAGCAGGUUUCAUUUGGUUAAGCAGCAAGCUUUCAUGUCUUGUCUAUACCACUUGUGUUCUCAAGAGGUGAUAGUGACUCACUAUUAUUAUUAUUAUUAUUAUUAUUAUUAUUAUUAUUAUAGGGCCACACUGAAAAGAAAAUUACAUAUUGACAAUGAAGUCGUCCUAUUACAAGAAAAAGCUUUUUACUUUACUUUUACGAGAAUAGUCAUAUUUUUACAAAAAAAAACAUCAGAAUUUUAUGGAAAUAGUUGUUUUUUUUUUAAGAAAUGUAACACUAUUCAGAUUAUUCAAAGGAACAAAAACAUUAUAUAAUGAGAAUAAAUGUCAUACUUAAAAAAAUGUAAUCUCAUGAGAGUAAAGUCAUUUUUACAGAAAAAAAGUGGAAAUAAAAAUAUGUACUAUAACAAGAAUGAGGUCAUAUUUAUAGUAAAAAAGUGCGAGUACUGGAGAAAAGUUAUUUUACAAGAAAAAAAGAUGUAAUAUAAUGAGAAUAAACGUUGUAAACAUAAAAAUAAAUAAAGAAUAAAGUCAUAUUUUUUUAUGGAAUAUGGUGGAAUUACCACAAGUAAUAUAACAAGAAUAAAGUAGUAUUUUGGGGGGGAAUUUAUUUUAUGAAAAAAAAAUAAUACAUGUAUUUUGGGAGAAAAAAUAUGUAAUUUAAUGAGAUUAAAAGUCUUUUUUUAAUGAAAAGUAUCAAUACUACUCUAAAAAAAAUACAUAAUAUAACAAUAAACAUCUUUAGGAGAAAAAAGAAACUUAUGAGAGUCAUUUUUACAAGAAAAACAUAAGACUACAAGAGAAAAGUUAAUCUAAUAUAAUAUCAUGUGAGAAUAUUAGACCUUUUUUUUUUUUAGAAAAAACAUCAAAUUAACAACAAAAAUUGCAUUAUCUUGAAAAUAAAGUCAGACUUUUAUUCGAAAAUUGCAGCAAGAAUGCUGCGACAAAAAUUGUAAUAGUAUCACAAGAAUAAAGUAGCAUUUUGAGAAAAAAAGAUUGAGAAAAAGGACAAUGUUGCAACAAAAGUCAUAUUUUAACGAGAAACGGUAGUAGCAGUACAGGAAAGACAGCAUCUUAUCAGAAUAAAAGUUUUACAAGAACAAGAUUACAAGAACAAGUCAUACUAUAACAAGAAUUUGUUUUCAGGUUGGUAUAUUACAAAAAAAAAAAAAAAACUUAUAAAAACAUAA